Molecule: messenger RNA, 1321 nt
Organism: Moneuplotes crassus
Lineage: Eukaryota; Ciliophora; Spirotrichea; Euplotida; Euplotidae
Source: the annotation of a GenBank genome assembly
UCAUAAUGGAAAAAUAUAGACAUGAUGAGUCCUUCGCUAUUGCCCUUAACAAACAUGUUCCCUUCCCAAACCAGACCCAAAACAGGCAUAAAACCGAUAAAUUUCUCCAGAAGGUCAAAAGACAACUGUCACCAAAGGAACUUCGUCAAAUCCAUCACCCAUUAUCACAAAAAUCAAAAUACACUAAAAUCAGGAUUCCCAAGAAGAACUUGUUUCUCAAGAAGCUGAACAAGCACUUUGAUUUACCCAAAACUAGGAGCAUCUCUACUAGAAAGAAACUCUCAAAGACCCACAAGCGAGUGCAUAGCCACAUAUUAAGCCAAGACACUAAAUCCAAGAUGGAACCGAAGAUAUCAAAUAACAAGCAUUCUCCGCUAUGAUUCCGAAACCAAGUGAUUCUUGAAAAAGAAGAAUCAGAAGAGAAAGAAGAGGUCAAGUUUAACCAGAGCAUCACAAUCGACAAAAGGGAUAGCUUAUCCUGCAGUAGUAUCAAAUUCGACUCUGUUAACCACAGUGGAAUAAAGCAGAUAUCUAAGAAUUUCAUAAUCAAGAGAAAUGUAAAUCAUCAUGAAAGUCUUCAACCAAGACAAAAGAACACAAGAAAUUUGGCCAAUCCUGAACCUUUGAACCAGUGGAGAAUGCUUAAAAAGAAUGCUUUCAAAAGCAUGGAUGAAAGAGACAGCUUAACAUCAAUUUCUCCUAAGAAGAAACGAGCAAGAAGGAACUUUAAUUUUAGCCAUGUCAGGAAAUAAGACUCCGAUAAAAUUCAUGAGGGAUGAAAAAGUACAGAAGAGUGUCAUCAGUCCUGAACCAGAACGCAGGGAUUUAUUCCAAUCCAUGCACUCAGGCGAUCUUAAUUCACAACAAUCAAAUAAUGUUUCUAGCAGCUCAAUCGGAAGAUAUGAAGUAGACAUGAAAGAUAGGAUGGAUACCUAUGACUCCCGUUCUUCAAUCAUCGGCGAAUUGAAAGAAGAUUUUAUGAAUGCGGGAAAUAGUAAAAUGUUCAACGAAAGAAUGUUUGAAGACCUUCAAAAGAGGAUCUUCUUACCUCGCUUUAUCAAGGGCAAAAAGAAAAAUCUAGCUAAAGUAUACCAUAAAAAACCAAAAUCUAAUGACAACCCUAUAUAUUUCAUGGGUACUCAAGUACCCAACAAAAUUAAGAAGAAUUUGCCUUUAAAGAAUCAGAUUAACCUGAUAAUCUUUCGGAACCAGUACUUAAAGAUGAUCAAGCAGAGGAAGAACGAGUUUAUGAAAGAAUACAUUGAAAGAAUUGGCAAGUAGACUUCUUAUUUUCAUUAAUCAUAAAUAUUUCUUACAAGUU